GCAUCUCCGUCCCCUCAUUCUACAUGGUAGUGUUAGCGUUGAGACUCCAAACACAAUAUCUCGAAACUAUCUUUGGUGAUUCGGGUGUCAAAUUUGAGAAUUUGAGAUUGCCCCGUUGAUUUUUUACGGAAAGCUAUCUGAGACCGAUUCGAACCCUCGAGAGGUGUGCAAUUAAUCAAACGCUCAUUAUCUGGUCGCAUACCCUACUUUCAAGAUGGAUAAUUUCCUGUCCCGGAUGCUUUUAUUUCCCCCUCAUCCCGCGCCUUUGGUACCUCUCUCAGAUUCGCAAUACGAUGCUGGUAUCAUAUCGCAAAUCGAGACUUUGAAGAAAACAUCAGAGAAGACUUUGCUACAGAGCACUGCGGGUGGUGAAAGUCCUUUAGAUGUGAGCAGUGGUGUAUAUAUUACCGUCAGCCAUGAGCUAAUAUGUUUAUAUUAGGUUAUCAACCCCUCGUUAAAUACUGUUCCAUAUAUUUACAUUCUAAAUGCCCAUAUCGCUGCAGCUUACAAAAAUGAGAAGGGAAUCAACAUCGACGAUUUAUGGGAUAAAGCGACAAGUUUCCUACACAGUUUCGAUCGAAGGCAGAUUCGAUAUCUUGGUGAGGAAUUGCAAGAUAUCAUGAGUUUUGUAGCGGAAGUUGCUUCGCAGCAACAUCAGGUGCGUAAAAGUAACGCUUUUGGUGUUACAUUAAGAAAUACUAAAGCUCGUAAAGCCCGGCGCUGCCAUCCCACCAAUUCGAGAACCUCUACUUCGAAUCGACCCCUCGGGAUCAGUCCUGACCUCGAAUCAUUUAUUUCUUGUUCGAUUGGCUCUCCAAACACGAUGUUUCACUGCCAUCACAGAACUUCUUGACAAACCUGUCCUUUACAUCCCCGCCAAAGAGCCAGUAUCAUACACAAAAUUUCUUUGCGAGGCCGACUUACCAGCACAAUCCUAUGUGACGAUCAAAUCGGGCUUCACUUCCAAACUAAAACCUCUUGACGUUCUAGAGUAUUUCUAUUACGCCGGAUCAGUCUACAUUGGUUUACAUAAAUGGGAUGCUGCAUUAGAGAUGUUGGAGGAUGCUAUAACGUACCCGGUGAACGAAGGUGGUGUAAGUCUCGUUAUGGUUGAAGCAUAUAAAAAAUGGUUACUCGUUGGAAUUCUUCAAUAUGGAAGGGUUCUCCAGCUUCCACAAACCACUUCUGCUCCUGCCGCUAAAGCAUACCAUAUUAUUGCAAAACCAUAUGAAGCUCUCGCCAGCAUUUUUGAAACUGGAUCAGCUGCGCGACUAAAGAGUGAAGCCGAGUUCGGUCGACAAUUAUGGACUGACGAUGGUAAUUUCGGUCUAAUGUACUGUGUUCUGUGCGCCUAUCAAAAAUUUCAAAUCCGUAACCUCGCUAAUAUUUAUUCGAAAAUUGGAGCUGCGGAUAUUAUGAGCCUCACGACGAGUGCAGAAACUGGUGUAAAGUUGACUUCAAUUAAACAAAUUGAAGAUCUUAUACAAAGCAUGAUUGCCGACGGCACCUUACCUGCAACUAUGAUUCGAGAUCAAUCUGGACAUGCAGUCCUCGCUUUCUCACCAACUGGACCUGUCCUUUCGGAAACCCAGGUUCAAAUUGAUUUAGUGGCAUCGACUCGACGUAUCCAAUCUCUAGCCAAACAAAUCAAAGUCACAGACAGAGUAUUGACACAUGAUAAGCGAUAUCUCGACAGUGCUCAGAGAGCUAAGAGCAAGGCGAAGAAGGUUGGUGGUGUGACUGUGGAUCCUAUGGAUUGGAAUACCGUAAUCGAGGAUGAGGAUAUAAUGACGGAGAUGUAUUGAUUUUAGUUACGGUGGAAGAGGAUCAAGUUAGCCGUCAAAACGGAAGGGUUUUGCUUUUCGGGAAGACACGAUAUGGAUAAUAAGUCGUGAAAAGCGAUAUCUGGUGCAUGGUGUGAUACACAGUUAAGCUUUUCGAAGAAAUCGAAAGCAGUGGCGUAUGGGGCGGCGUCUUAUGAAGAUAUGAUAGGAAUGAUUCUAUGAACUAGAGGAAGCAAUGAUAUGAAUGAAGGAACGAGCAAGCAAGCAAAUGGG
Messenger RNA from Sclerotinia trifoliorum, 2057 nucleotides. Lineage: Eukaryota; Fungi; Ascomycota; Leotiomycetes; Helotiales; Sclerotiniaceae. The record is from the annotation of a GenBank genome assembly.